AUGUCGUCGCUUAUCAUAUUACCGUCCCGAACCGAUGCGUUCUCAGCUUAUCAACCCAGUAAGAACGCGCAUCUCGAUUUCAUCUCAGCCGUGGAUCUAGGCAGAGGUGGAUCGUCUGGAUCAGGAUCGAGCAAAGAUGGAGUGAAGACUGUCAAAUUGAACAUAUCAGUCAAAACAUCUCCUCCACCUCCAAACGAACUACUUCGCUCUCUACUUUCCUCCAUCCCUGCGAUCUUAUCGGGGACUCCAACGAAGGAAUCCUACCAUACUUUAUCGCAUACAUGUCAUAAAUUAGUUUUGCAGCCUCAUACUCUCGGACCUACCAUCUAUGGGAGGGUCAAAGAGGAACUGGAAAAAUAUGCAAGUGGGUUGGUAAGGGAAUGGAGAGGCAGUAUAUUAUCGAGACAGGAAGGUUGGUUGGGUCGUUUGGUCGAAGGAUGGAAUCAAUGGGAGAAAAGAAUCAACCUCCUAUCAGCCAUAUUCGUAUACCUCGAUCGAGUUUAUUCGAACCCCAUUAAUGGGAUCGCAUCAAUCAAGGAACUGUCCAUUAGCACGUUUAGAAAGGUGGUAUGGGAGAAUGAAAUCAUACUUGAAAAGACUAGGUCGGAUGUGUUAGCAUGGUCAACCAAGGAAAGGGAACGAGAUAGCCCCCUUGAGGAUGCGCGACCAACAAUCCAACAUGUUACAUCCAUCUCCAAAAUCUUAGAGACAUUUGUAGAGAGUAUUCAAAAUCCAUUUAUAGAACUUACCACCGAAUACUACUCUACUUCUGCUCAAGAAAAGGUCAACCUGGUUCAACGUUCAGACAACGAACUUACGGCGGGCAAAUACGUUGAAUGGGUAUUGGAAAAGGUCAUACAGGAGAAGGCACGUGCCGAAUCAUGUUUGGAUGAGAAUGUUGCGGAACAAGUGGUGAAGGUAGUAAGGAAAGAAGCGGGUGAAAAUGUUGCUGAGCAAGUGGUGAGAAGAGCCCUCGACGAAUCAAUGGACUCGCAAGAUCAGGGAUCCCUCUCGAGAUUAUAUACCUUCUCAACGGAUGUCAACUCGUUCCCCAUCCUGGUGAAAUCACUGGAAGAUCACCUAGAAGCGAAAUUAAAGGCGUUGAUCUCUGAUCCAGCUAAUGAUCCUCAGAUGAUUGACGGGACAUUGAAAGUCAAGAGAUUCACUGAUAAAGCCAUAUCAAGUCUGUUUGAACCUUCUCAAGAUGACGUUAUCAUGCAAGAUAAAGAUGACGAUGCAGAAAAGGACAAGACAGACGGAAAGACCUUGUUGGAAGCUAAGCGAAUAAGGAGGAAUAGGCAAUUCGAGUUGGAGGAAGCUGCUCGGACCGGUUUUAAGAAAGGGAUGGGAAGUAGACAGAAUGCUCCGGCUGAGUGGAUUGCUAAACACCUGGACCUGGCGAUGCGUCGAGGACCGUCUCUAUCAGAUUCAGAAUUUAAUUCGCACUUAGAUGAGAUUAUAGCUCUGAUUGGAUUUACGAAAGACAAAGAUGUGUUCAAAGCCUUCUAUUCGACUCAGUUGGCCAAAAGAUUGUUAUUGGGUAGAUCAGCAAGUGAUGAUAUGGAGAGGAAUAUGAUUGCCAAGCUGCAAAAAGAAAUGGGAGAAGAGUUCACUUCUGGAGAUAUCAUGAUGAAGGAUUUACAAUUAUCAGAAACUCUCGUGAAAUCAUAUCAAUCUGCUCAAGCUAGAGAACCCGAACAAUACAAAGAUGCAGGUAAUUUCACCGCGAAUGUAUUGACCGAAUCAGCCUGGCCGGCAUAUCCAUUGCUGAAAGACGGGUGGAAUUUCCAAUUACCCUCCAACCUCCAAUCGUCCAUCGAUCUUUUCACUUCAUGGUACACCACCCAACAUAAGAAUAGGCAAUUAUCGUGGAGAUUCCAAUUAUCCACCGUCACUUUGACUGCGCGAUUCACAAAUAGUAGUAGAUACGAAAUUGGAGUUAGUCUUUUCCAAGCUGUCGUCCUGUUAUUGUUCAAUGAGGAAGAUACGUUGGAUUUCAGCGAGAUCAAGAAGAGGACUGGUAUCGAAACCCAAGAGUUGGUCCGAACUUUACAAUCCCUUGCAUUAGGUAGGAAGAACACUAGAGUGUUGCUCAAGAAACCACCUGGGAAAGAAGUGAAUCCGACGGAUAUUUUCGCUUGGAAUAAAGGCUUUACAAGCGAUAGAAUCAAAUUUAAGAUCAAUGGUAUACAACAGGAUAUGUCUGCCGAGGAAUCAAGAAAGACGAAUGAACAAAUACAUAUCGAUCGAGUAUCUGUACUGGAAGCUACGAUAGUCAGGAUCAUGAAAGGUAAAAAGAAGUUGAGCCUUCAGAUGUUGAUUGAUAACGUCAUUAGCGAUGUGGUGAAGAGGUUCCCACCUGAUGUCAAGGAGAUCAAGAAGAGGGUAGAAAGUUUGAUUGAAAGAGAGUUCCUUAUGCGGGAUGAAGAAGAGAGAGGGGUGUUACAUUAUCUAGCUUAA
This is a messenger RNA of Kwoniella botswanensis, 2460 nucleotides long. RefSeq lists its product as uncharacterized. Gene Ontology annotation, biological process: protein ubiquitination; ubiquitin-dependent protein catabolic process; DNA damage response. Gene Ontology annotation, cellular component: Cul4-RING E3 ubiquitin ligase complex. The transcript has 12 exons. Bases 1 to 2460 code for a protein of 819 amino acids. The record is from RefSeq and is a predicted model, not a curated record. Lineage: Eukaryota; Fungi; Basidiomycota; Tremellomycetes; Tremellales; Cryptococcaceae. Gene Ontology annotation, molecular function: ubiquitin protein ligase binding.